Molecule: messenger RNA, 3061 nt
Organism: Coccinella septempunctata (seven-spotted ladybird)
Lineage: Eukaryota; Metazoa; Arthropoda; Insecta; Coleoptera; Coccinellidae
Product: glutamyl aminopeptidase
Exons: 16
Coding region: 210-3017 (935 amino acids)
Biological process (GO): peptide catabolic process; proteolysis
Cellular component (GO): cytoplasm
Molecular function (GO): zinc ion binding; metalloaminopeptidase activity; peptide binding
Source: RefSeq, a predicted model, not a curated record
GUACCCAUCAAUUUCUCUAAACAGAGUACACACUAUUUUAUUUUUCGACUUCAAUUCAACCACCCAUUGUGUUAUUUUUAUCGUGUUGUUUGUUUCGAGAUAAAUAAUUGUUCGAGCUAGUCCAGUUGUUUGUGUUCGUCUUAAAAAAUAAGUAUUUUCAUUGCUACCUAUCAGGAAAUGUUAUUGUGCUGAAUUUUUUAACCUCCAAAAUGGGUGUGAUAGACUGGGCGGGGGCGAAUAAAUUGCUCUUGUGUUUCGCUUCAGCGAGUAUAAUAUUUUUCAUUUGGACUGUGGCUCUGCAAUCGUUCAAUCUAAGUUUGAAGGAUGAUUUGGAAGAACUGAGACUGGAGCAUGAAAGGUUGCUUCAGAGCUCCAUCAGUACCACUCCGGCUGGCCCAGGGAUUUUCUACAGGACCACGCCCCGCGACAUGUCCAUGCACCGUCUACCGGAUGUCGCCAGACCCGAACAUUACGACCUCUAUCUAUAUCCAAACCUGGAAAAUGGAACCUUCACCGGAAAGGUCAACAUAACCGUCAAAUUGAAGGACACUGGCGUCAUCACCUUGCAUAGCAAGAAUCUGACCAUCAAGAGCGUCAAAAGUGAUCAAGCUCCAGUCAAUUUCUAUCUUUAUAUCGACUAUGAGUUGCUGCUGAUCCAGAGAGAUGAUGAGAAGCCGUUCCACAAUGGAACCUCUUCAUUAGAGAUCGAGUUCGAGGGCACCAUGAAAAACAAGCUGGUGGGGUUGUAUAAGAGCACUUACAAGGGAAAAAAGGGAUUGAGAACGAUCGCAACCUCAAAGUUUGAACCCACCUAUGCAAGGGAAGCCUUUCCAUGUUUCGAUGAACCAAGUAUGAAGGCAACGUUUACAGUCCAUUUGUGGAAACCGAAUGACCCUGAUUAUAUAGCUCUCAGUAACAAUCCACAGGACAGUGAGGAAGACUUGAACGACGGCAAACUUGUCCACUUCAAAGAAACCGUAAAGAUGUCAACGUAUCUCGUAUGUUUCAUCGUUUGCGACUUCAACUACACCGAAACCUUCUUUGAGAACAACGGCACCAAUGUACCUUUCAGGGUAUACGCUACACCACAACAACUGGAGAAGACGACCUACGCUGGUACUGUAGGAAAGAAGACUAUAGAGUUUUACAUAAAAUACUUCGAUAUAUCUUACCCCCUUCCUAAGUUAGACAUGAUCGCCAUCCCCGACUUCAGCUCAGGUGCCAUGGAGCAUUGGGGAUUGGUCACAUACAGGGAAACCGCACUUUUGUAUACACCAAAAGAUCACUCUUCAGAGAAUAAGCAGAGAGUUUUGGUGGUCGUUGCACAUGAGUUGGCUCACAGUUGGUUCGGUAAUUUGGUUACCAUGAACUGGUGGGACAACCUCUGGCUCAACGAAGGUUUCGCUUCUUACAUUGAAUACAAAGGAGGAGAUGCAGCUGAACCAACUUUCGGUCUGUUGGACCAAUUCUUAGUGAGGGAACUUCAUCCCGUUCUGAAUUUGGAUGCGAAAAUCAGCUCCCACCCGAUCAUACAGAACGUCGGCACCCCAGACCAGAUAACCGAAGUAUUCGACACAAUUUCUUACAAUAAGGGUGCCUGUGUGCUGAGGAUGCUCGAACAGACAGUUGGUGAGGAAAACUUCAGGAAGGCCGUGACGAACUAUCUGAAGGCGCAUGAAUACGACAACGCCGUGACCAAACAUCUUUGGUACGAGAUACAAAAAGUUGUCGGGGAGUCUAUAGAUGUUCGUGAUUUCAUGGAUACUUUCACGAAGCAGAUGGGCUACCCGAUACUGAACGUUACUGUUGAAGGGGACAAGUACAUCCUGAACCAAACAAGGUUCUUGGCCAAUCCCGAUGAUGCCGACAAGCAGAAACCUUCACCUUUCAAUUACACUUGGACAGUGCCUAUAACAUACAUAACGGAUAAAGGGAAGUCAGAAGAAAUAAUUUGGUUAAAUAAAACAAGCAAAAAUGUUACGAUAGAGAGGCCAAAGGACGCGAAAUGGUUCAAGUUCAACCCAGGCCAAACUGGUUACUACAGGGUUAACUACCCGGAAGAAAUAUGGAAGGAACUGGGGCAACAUAUGCUGGAACUGCCGGUAUCGGACAGAACUCAUCUUCUAGAAGAAGCCUUCAGUAUAGCAAGUUCUGGUCAGUUGAGCUAUGAGAUUCCCCUGGAGCUCACCAAAUAUCUCAAAGACGAGACUAACUAUACGCCCUGGGAGGUAGCUUCGUCUAAGUUACUUGAGCUUCUGAAGCUGCUGAAGUCGUCCAGGAAAGAACAAGAGUUGAAGCAUUACGUCAUCAAGAUCCUGAAUCCAAUAUACAAAAACCUGUCUUGGAUUAUCGGCAAAGAUGACUCUCAUCUGAAAAAGUUGACCCGUGUGUUGGUGUUGAAGCUAGCCUGUGAGAUUGAAUACGACGCAGCGCUCAAGGACGCGGCAAAUCAAUUGGACAUUUGGUUCACUACCAGAUCAGCAUCACCAGAUUUAAGAGAAAUCAUCUAUAAAUAUGGUAUGAAGAAUGCUGACCUGGAUAAGUGGGAAAAGUUGUUCAAGAUUUUCCAAGAGGAAUCUGAUGCUAAUGAAAAGCUGAAGCUUCUGAGAGGAUUGACUGCUGUGAACAACCCUACUCUUUUAUAUAGAUUACUUGAUCUAGGCAAAGAUGAAACAUAUAUAAGAUCGCAAGAUUAUAUCAAUUUUAUCAUUAUGAUGUCGAGGAAUCCUAUUGGAGUACCCAUAGUAUGGGAUUAUGUCAGGGAAAACUGGGACGUUUUCAUCAAACGUUUCACGUUGAACAGCAGAUAUUUAGGGGAGAUGAUACCAGCCGUCACAUCCAGAUUCUCCACCAAAAUCAAGUUGUCAGAGAUGCAAUCAUUUUUCAAAGCCUACCCAGAAGGGGGAGCAGGUACAGCAGCCCGAGAGAGAGCAUUGGAAAACGUCAAGAAUAACAUUGUAUGGUUAUCAAAGUACAAAGACACGGUUGAAAAAUGGAUAUCGGCAAAUAGUUCCUAGAAAAAUUUUGUAUAUAUUUGUAAAUUAAAUAUUUCUACCUUUUA